AGAAAAUGUAACAGUAGAAUAACAGUGGUUUAACCAGCUCAACACGACUCCCAAUGUGUAUACUGUAUAUAUAAGAGGAAUUCAAGGGGCUCCAUAUGAAAUUCCACCAUCUGAGUUUUGCAGUUGCACUCACCUGGGCGGAGCCGUGGUGGUCGCGAGGAUGACGGCGGCGACGGCGACGGCAGCCAAGGCGGCGGAUGAAUCGGCGCCUCACCCUGUCAAGGACCAGCUCCCCGGCGUCGAUUUCUGCGUCAACAGCAAUCCUUCAUGGCUUCAAGCAAUUAUUCUUGGAUUUCAGCACUAUUUGGUAAUGCUUGGGACCACUGUGAUAAUUCCCACCAUAAUUGUACCUUACAUGGGUGGUACCAAUUUGGAGAAGGCUCAAGUGAUACAAACUCUGCUGUUUGUUUCUGGGCUCAACACAUUGUUACAGACCUGGUUCGGGACCCGGCUGCCUGUGGUCAUUGGUGGCUCAUUUAGAUUCAUUGUCCCGUCUCUAUAUGUCGCUUUUGCCGGGAGAUAUUUCUUCAAUUUUCAUCCUUAUUUGAGGUUUAUUCGGACGAUGAGGGCAAUACAAGGCGCCCUCAUGUUCGCCUCCAUACUCCCCAUGUUGCUUGGUUUCCUCGGACUCUGGAGAAUUGUUGUGAGGUUCUUGAGUCCACUUUCUUCUGUGCCUCUAGUGGCUCUUGUUGGACUCGGUCUCUAUGAACAGGGAUUCCCACUGCUUGCAGAAUGUGUGGAAAUUGGGCUUCCGGAACUAAUUAUUCUCGUUUUGUUUUCUCAUUACAUCCCUCACAUGUUGAGUUCGAAGCGCCCGAUUUAUGACCGUUAUGCCGUCCUAUUAUCAGUGGGGAUAGUAUGGGCUUAUGCAGCCCUUCUUACAGUGGCCGGUGCAUACAGAUAUCGGUCACUGAACACUCAGUUAAGUUGCCGUGUGGAUAGUUCGGGACUUGUAAGGGUAUCCUCAUGGAUUACCCUUCCGUACCCGAUUCAGUGGGGUCGACCAAGUCUACAUGUUGGAGAAGUCCUUGUCAUGCUAGCAGCAGCUUUUGUUGCCAUGGUCGAGUCGACUGGGGCAUUUAUUGCUGCAGCUAGAUAUGGAAGUGCUACUCAUCCUCCAGCUUCUGUUAUUAGCCGAGGGAUUGGAUGGCUGGGAGUUGGUAUGCUUCUCGAUGGUCUAUUCGGUACAGGAUGUGGAUCGACUGUAUCAGUUGAAAAUGUAGGAUUACUGGCUCUUACACGAGUUGGAAGCCGAAGGGUGAUUCAGAUUUCAGCCCUUUUCAUGCUUUUCUUUUCGAUCUUCGGAAAGUUCGGAGCUAUUGUCGCUUCCAUUCCACUGCCAAUAGUUGGUGCUUUGUAUUGCGUCCUGUUUGCUCUCAUGUCAUCUGCAAGUCUCGGCUUACUGCAAUAUUGCAACCUCAACAGCUUCAGAACAAAGUUCAUCAUAGGCUUUUCCUACUUCAUGGGCCUCUCGGUGCCGAGGUAUUUCAGCAACUAUGUCUUGACUUCGGGUCAUGGCCCAGUCCACACUCAUUCUAUAUGGUUCAACAAAAUGAUGCUAGUGAUAUUUACAUCCCCAGCAGUGGUGGCCGGUUUAGUUGCCUACUUUCUCGACCUCACAGUCGCGCGCAAACACGGGUCAACCAGAAGAGACAGUGGGCGUCACUGGUGGGCCAAGUUCAAGGAUUUCGACAAGGACCCGAGGAGCGCGGAAUUUUAUUCACUUCCGUAUGGACUCUCUAAGUAUUUCCCUUCGCACUAAUUUAAUACUCGAUGGAGUUAAGAAUGUUGAUUUGCAUGGAAAACAUGCAACAGUGAGCUAUGUUUGCAGAAGAUAUGUGUGUGUGUGUGAGUGUGUGGAGAAUUGGCUUUUGUAUAGAGCAAGUGAAUGAAGAGGAAAUAUGAAUCUUGAUGAUUUGUAAAUGAUGUAUGUAUGCUUGAGGUGUUGCAGUAGUAAUAGUCGAUUUACUUUGAAUUGUCGAUUUUUAUUUUUUAGUACUCGUCAUUUGACGUGGAUAACUUUUAAUUUCAAGUCCAUAAAUAAU
This is a messenger RNA of Striga asiatica, 2045 nucleotides long. The record is from the annotation of a GenBank genome assembly. Lineage: Eukaryota; Viridiplantae; Streptophyta; Magnoliopsida; Lamiales; Orobanchaceae.